GUAUACGGGGAAAACAAUUCAUCCCCAGACCUAUGAUUUUAGCUCUAAAGCUCUGGGUUGACUCCAGGUUGUGAUAAAGGAAUACCGGGACAAAAUGUUGGUUUACGAGGAUAAAUCUAUUCCGGAUUAUCUAAACCUACCCAACACCAGUCCUCAUACACCACUAGCAGCGGAGGCUCGAAUCUGCAUAGUAAAUCUGGGAGGCUCAUGGCGGCCAGGGGUUACCCCCCUUCUCACAGACAGGAUACUCUUCGAAUCCGACCCAGUCAUCCUUGAUCUGAAAAACACAACUAGGACCCCAUUAACUCAUGAGCAGAUUAUUGAGGAGCAGAAUUUAGCCGAGUUUUCUAAUGUUAGUCAUACAGCUGUUUAUCUACUGGAUAAACUCAGUAAAUUAGAGCUGAAGUUAUCCCGGCAGUUUCAAGAUAAACUCCUGUAUCUAGGAUUUAAAAUGUACAUUUGUUUAGAGCUGAAGUUAUCCCGGCAGUUUCAAGAUAAACUCCUGGAUCUAGGAUUUGAAAUGUAUAUUUGUUUAGAGCUGAAGUUAUCCCGGCAGUUUCAAGAUAAACUCCUGGAUCUAGGAUUUGAAAUGUUUUCUAACCCUGACUUCUCAAAAUCGGUUUUAGUAGAGGGAUGUGGUAGUGAUUUGUCAGGAUCUGAUCUGUUCAACCUAACACCUAUGCAAGAUUUUGGAGAUAAAGAGUCCUGCAAUGCCAUGUAUCUAGUUGGAGGAGCGUCGGUUGAACCCUUCGCUGCAUACUUUGCUCGAAACUUGCUCCUGACCCCGGCAGUGUUACCCUUGAACUUGUUUUCUAUUGGCAGAAAAUACAAUCCUGUUCACAAAUUAAAUACCAGAAGUUUGCUCGAGCAACAGCAGUGUACAGCUGUACAGUUCUUCUCUGUGAGCCAGUCAGAGGAGAAUAUGAACUUAGAACUUGAAAAUAUGAAGGAGCUGCUAAUGGAUCUGUUGGUUGGGUUUGGUCAGCUCCGGAUACUGGAGAAUAGUGGAGAAGGGUUGCAAAGAAGAGAAGGAAGAAGAUUUAGUUUCCAGCUUCUACUUCCGGUCUCACACCAGUAUAUUGAGAUUGGCAAUAUAUCUGUUGAGAAUGAUUACUACAGUAAAAGAUUGAUGAUAAAACAGAAGGUUGGAGACUCUUUCAGGAAUGUGUGGACCCUGAGUGGAACAGUGGCGAAUAUAACAAAACUUUUAACAAUUUUACUAGAAACAGAUUCUCAUUUGAUUAAUGAGAAAAACUAAGUAUUCAGACAAUCAUCUUGGGUUGUCUUUAUAAAAUGUUUAUUAUUGAUAAUUUUGAUAAUUUUAUUCAUAAUAAAUGCUUUUUAAUCUUA
Eurytemora carolleeae is the source of this 1350-nucleotide messenger RNA. It is a transcript of the gene Slimp, whose product is annotated as serine--tRNA synthetase-like protein Slimp. The coding region runs from base 95 to 1258 and encodes 387 amino acids. The transcript has 10 exons. Gene Ontology annotation, biological process: mitochondrial seryl-tRNA aminoacylation. The record is from RefSeq and is a predicted model, not a curated record. NCBI's taxonomy places the organism in Eukaryota, Metazoa, Arthropoda, Copepoda, Calanoida, Temoridae. Gene Ontology annotation, cellular component: mitochondrion. Gene Ontology annotation, molecular function: serine-tRNA ligase activity; tRNA binding; ATP binding.